This is a messenger RNA of Anopheles merus, 3453 nucleotides long. RefSeq lists its product as uncharacterized. NCBI's taxonomy places the organism in Eukaryota, Metazoa, Arthropoda, Insecta, Diptera, Culicidae. Bases 1099 to 3072 code for a protein of 657 amino acids. The transcript has 3 exons. Gene Ontology annotation, biological process: cell differentiation; anatomical structure morphogenesis; regulation of transcription by RNA polymerase II. The record is from RefSeq and is a predicted model, not a curated record. Gene Ontology annotation, molecular function: RNA polymerase II cis-regulatory region sequence-specific DNA binding; DNA-binding transcription factor activity, RNA polymerase II-specific.
CGACCAGAGGCUCUGUGUCCUUUUUUCGAGACGUAUUCUUUCGUAAGAUAGUGACGAUAGUGAACAGGAUUUUUAAAUUUAAAAAAUAGUCUACCGAAUAAAAGUUAACUUGCUGAAGAUGUACACCAGUAGGGCGAAGAGGGGCUACCCUGCUACAGGAAAAAGAACACACACUUAACACACAAAAAGGAAACCUGAUUAUUUUAUCCCACCCAAACUAGCCUCAGCUGCUGACGCAAAACCGUACACUAGAGAGUUGAAUUCACCUUUCCUUCACCGAUAGCGCCAGGCUCGCGCUCGCGGGGUUUUUACUACCCACGGCCAUUUUCCACGAAAUAUACGCGCGUCUAUGUGUGUGUGUGUGCGCGUGAGUGGUCCGUGCGCAAGAGUGAGAAAGGAGCGUAACGCAAACGCUUACGCACAAAGGGAAAACACAACGCAGCAGCAGAGCAAGCGGCGCCAUUUUCCUUGCCGACCGGGGGGCGGCGGCAAAGACGGCGGUGGAAAAGCAGCACACAGGGAUUUUCAUUUCUCCGCCCAUCCAACGACCCAUUCCACGGCGACCCGGCCCGGUCGGUUUCGGGUUUCGGAAGGGACCGGGGGCCGAACGGCGCGUUAUUGGCAUCAAUCGGAACGAGACGGAGAUGAGUGAGUGCGAUACAUGUAUGGGUGGAAGAAGCGGUACCUAAAGGACGCGCUCGCUGGUGGAAAACACACACGCAGCGGCAGCGGGCAGCCGGGGAAGGAAACCGAACGGAAGUGUAGCGCGUGCAAAAUUUUCACAAUUUUCCACAAAGUUAAAAUAACAUUUUCAUUCUUGCCUUCGUCGGUGCCGGUCACACACAGGUCGUCCGGCUUGGUGUGUUGGAAGAGCCGUUCGGUGUGUGUUGUGUCGUUCGCUCGUGAGGACUCGUGAGGACGUUUUACAUCAGGGACAUUCUGGUGAAAUUUACUACUUGGUGUGAUCACUCAGUACUAGUUAAAUGGCCAAGUGUAACAUCAUAAGACCUAACCAGUGUGCAAAGAAAAUGAAGUGAUUCUAUCAAGUGUAGAUUUAAAUUACCUUUGAAAAUAAGUUCCCAUUCGAGAAGGCAGAAAAUGAUGCAUCCGGUUAUGACAUCUCCUCUCGAUCUCCGGCCGUCGGGAUUGCUCUCGAUGAGCGUCUCACCUACGCAUAACGCCUCUUUGAACGAAUCAUCGACCCACUCACAGCAGCACUACCAUGCCCAUCAACAUCUGCAGAGCAUGCAGUCGCACCAGAGCCAUCAUCAUAACCAGCAUCAGCAGGCACCGUCGGGACAACGGUCCAGUGGUGCAAGCCGCAACCGGUCGCGCAGUACUUCCAGCUCCGACAAUGGAACACCGUCCAGUGGACAGAAGCCCCAACAGCAGCAGCAGCCCGAUUCGGACAAUGGCACCGAAGCGGGAGAAGGUGCAACGUCGGGUGGUGGUGGCAAAUCCGGCAGCCAUCGAUCGCAAAGUCUAGUGAAGCCACCGUACUCCUACAUCGCCCUGAUCACGAUGGCUAUCUUGCAGUCGCCCCAGAAGAAGCUAACGCUCAGUGGAAUAUGCGAGUUUAUUAUGACACGGUUUCCCUACUACAAAGAAAAGUUCCCCGCCUGGCAGAACUCCAUCCGGCACAAUCUCAGCCUGAACGAUUGCUUCAUCAAGAUCCCGCGCGAACCGGGCAACCCGGGCAAGGGCAACUUCUGGACGCUGGAUCCGCUGGCCGAGGACAUGUUCGACAAUGGGAGCUUUCUGCGACGUCGGAAGCGCUACAAACGCACCACCCUCGCCCAAAGCAUGGCUUUCCCGGGCGUGUUUGCGCCGUUCGCACCGUUCUGGAUACGCAAACCGGUGCCCGUGAUUCCGAUGCAUCAGUUCGCACCGGCGCACGCGGCGGCAGCUGCUGCUGCUGCGUCCGCUUCGGUCGGAGGGUUUGGCGGUGAUGGUGGACCACUGGGAGCAGCACUGGGACCGGGCCGGGCGGGUGAUUUCCUGCUCGAUAGCAAACUGAACCUGUUUGGGACGGUCAAGAUCGAUGAUCUGAACGUGGCGAUGAUGGAGAACAGUGACUUUCUGCAGCGAAACGUGGAUAGUCUGAAGAUUUCGAGUGCAAUGAACAAGUUUUUCCACGGCUACCAUCAGGGACAGAGCGGGAGUAGCAGUGGCGGAGCUGGUGGUGGUGGUCCACUGAUCGAUCUGUACGAAGAUGGACCUCAUCCGGCCAGUCUCGGCGGGAUGGUGCAUCCGUGCAAUGGGGGAUUGAUGCGCGAAGGUAUGUCGUACCCGUACGGAGGGCACAAGCUUGCGGGUAUUAGUUCAUCUCGUAUCGGUGAUCCAGCCGAUCCUCACGCCGAUCGAAGCGGUGACUACGGUGCAGAGGACGAACCGAUCUCGGCCGAUCUCGACCUAUCCAGCGACGAUCGGAUCGAUGUGGAAAGUGAGGACGACUACAAAUCGCCGGCAGAGCGUGGCGCUUCCGGUACGCUCGCUUACCACGAGCUGCUUCUGAACGGGCGCAAAUCAACGCCAAUGGAAGCCCCACCAAACUCUACUUCUUCUCCUUCUCCUCUGCCACCACCACCACCACCACAACCUCCUGUGCCGGCAGCACAUCCGUCGCCCACGAUCGAACCGUCCGGUGAUUACUCCCCCCACUGUAGCCCUUCCCGGAUGGCGCGCGACUCGGACGAUUACUACAUCGAAGAAGACGAACAGUCCGAGAAGGGUAGCAGUAGUAGCGGCAGCAGCAGCGUCGGUGGUUCUCUGGAAGAAUCACAACCACAGUCCGGCAAGGAGCGGCGGCAACAUCAUCACACACACUUCUACACCGAGCUGCAACCGUCCGGUCUGGUGGCUGGUGCGGGAGAACAGCCACUCCACGGGAGAGUUGUUCCCUCGGCCAACGGAACACAUCCAACAGACGCCGGCGCUAGCCCAGGGUAUGGUGAGACGACGAAGCUGUUUGAUGGAACCGAAUCGUCGUUCGCUUCCCGCAAGCGAAAGUACGGCAACACGAAGGGCUUUAGCAUAGAGAACCUCAUCGGCUGCAGCGUGGAGGAUGGAUGAAUGAAUGUAAAACCGAUUGGGCGACGACGAUGACUACCUACCAAAACUACCUACAAGUUCCGAGACCGCGUUACCGGAGACAAAGCCAAAGCCAAAGAAAAUGUCCCACUCCUCCAAUUCCCGGUGCUUCAUCCGUGUAUAAAUAUGUGUGUAUGUGUGUGUGUACAUGUGAGUGUGUGUCUGUAAGAGUGUUUAUGUAAAUAGCUGUGGCGGACGACGUAACUAUCUCGGUUGUAGGACGUGCCGUCGGUUGUUUGUUCGAUAUUUUUUGGUUCUGUGUACGCUGCUGCUAAUAGAUAAUUUUUAGAAUGCCAAGCCAUCCUACACAAGGAAUCAGGAAGGUCGCCAAAUAGUCGAACACGUUUGUAAAUAAUUAUAACA